CUGGCCGGCCGAUCCAUGACGUGGUGGCCUAUCGGCGCAUCGCUGAUGUCCGGUAACAUCGGCCUGGCGGGGACGGGGGCGGCGGGCGGCAUCGCCGUGGGGGGCUUCGAGUUGAACGCGGCCUGGGUCCUGGUGGCCCUGGGCUGGAUCUUCGUCCCGGUGUACGUGGCAGCCGGUGUGGUGACCAUGCCCGAAUACCUGGCCAAGCGCUUCGGAGGACGCAGGAUCCGGAUGUACAUGUCCGUCCUGUCGCUGGUCCUCUACAUCUUCGCCAAGCUAUCUACGGACCUUUUCUCUGGAGCGUUGUUUAUUAAAGUCUCCUUCGGAUGGAACCUGUACGUGUCGACUGCAAUCCUGCUGCUGGUCACGUGUGUGUACACGGUGGCAGGAGGUUUGACGGCCGUCAUCUACACCGACGCGUUCCAGACUGUCGUCAUGGUGGGAGGAGCCCUGACGCUCACGUUCAUCGCGUUCUCCAGAGUGGGCUGGUACGAGGGUCUGACGGACGUUUACAUGUCAUCCAUUCCCACGGCGACGGUGCCCAACACCACCUGCCACCUCCCUCGCGCCGACGCCUUCCACAUGUUUCGAGACCCUUUGUCUUCAGACUCGCCCUGGCCGGGACUCGUUUUCGGACUCACCGUCAUCGCGACCUGGGUGUGGUGCACUGACCAGGUGACGGUCCAAAGGUCUCUGGCUGCACGUUCGCUGAGUCACGCCAAAGGAGGAAGCGUCUUGGGGGGUUACCUCAAAGUAUUGCCAAUGUUCUUCAUCGUCAUGCCAGGCAUGAUCAGCAGAGCGCUGUUCCCAGACGAGGUGGCUUGUGUGGAUCCCGGAGUGUGUCAGCGUGUGUGCGGGACUCCGGUGGGCUGCUCCAACAUCGCGUACCCCAAACUGGUGGUGGAGCUCAUGCCGGUGGGCGUUCGCGGCCUGAUGCUGGCCGUGAUGUUCGUCAGCCUGCUGUCGUCGCUGACGUCCAUUUUCAACAGCAGCUCCACUCUGUUCACUUUGGACCUUUACCACCGGGCCCGACCCGCCGCCUCGGAAAUGGAACUCAUGAUCGUCGGCAGGGUGUUCAUCCUGGCGCUGGUGGUCGUCAGCGUCCUGUGGAUCCCCGUCAUCCAAUCGGCUAACAGCGGGCGCCUCUUUGAAUACGCCCAAUCGGUGGUCAGCUUUCUGGCCCCGCCGAUCACCGCCGUCUUCUGGCCGCGCACCAACGAGCAGGGCGCGUUCUGGGGCCUGAUGGCGGGCCUGGCGGUGGGCUUGACCCGGAUGGUCCUGGAGUUCUCCUACGAGGUCCCGGCGUGCGGCGAGCCCGACCCCCGUCCCUCGGUGCUGACUCGGGUGCACUACCUUUACUUCGCCGUCAUCCUGAUGGCGUUCAGCCGCUCGGUGAUGGUCGCCGUCAGCUUGGCCACGCCGGCCAUACCCGCGCACCACCUGCACAGACUGACGUGGUGGUCGAGACACAGCACGUCGCCUCGGGUGGAUCUGGGCGCGACGCGACGAACUGCGACCCCGCCGGCCCCCCCCGCCAGCUCGCCGGCCCCCCCGGUGGCGCCGGACGCUUCUGGCCUGAGCGGCGCUUCGUCGGACGUUCCCGUCGCCCGCGGCGCCAAACUCGACUCCCUGAAGGAGGCGCCGCUGUGGAGGAACGUUUGCAACGUCAACGCCGUCCUGCUGCUCGCCAUCAACGUCUUCCUUCGGGGUUACUACGCGUGAAUGACCCAAUCGCAACAGCGCCACCCGUGUCUUCCGAUGGGGAACUGCGCCCGCCCGCCCGCCCGACUCGACGUAUUACAGCGCCACCCGCUGGCCGCGCUGCAGACAAUUUCCAUUUACGGUGUGAUUGCCGGUGUGUGCAAAAAUGAACUUGACAUAAAAGAUGUUUCUUCACGUUUUUACUUCAUUGAACAUAA
Messenger RNA from Syngnathoides biaculeatus (alligator pipefish), 1919 nucleotides. Its product is annotated as sodium/glucose cotransporter 4-like. Gene Ontology annotation, biological process: transmembrane transport. The record is from RefSeq and is a predicted model, not a curated record. Gene Ontology annotation, molecular function: D-glucose:sodium symporter activity. Gene Ontology annotation, cellular component: plasma membrane. Lineage: Eukaryota; Metazoa; Chordata; Actinopteri; Syngnathiformes; Syngnathidae.